Hippoglossus stenolepis (Pacific halibut) is the source of this 2055-nucleotide messenger RNA. RefSeq names its product probable global transcription activator SNF2L2. The transcript has 6 exons. The coding region runs from base 537 to 1220 and encodes 227 amino acids. Lineage: Eukaryota; Metazoa; Chordata; Actinopteri; Pleuronectiformes; Pleuronectidae. Gene Ontology annotation, biological process: chromatin remodeling. The record is from RefSeq and is a predicted model, not a curated record. Gene Ontology annotation, cellular component: RSC-type complex. Gene Ontology annotation, molecular function: protein binding.
UGCAGGGGAAGAGAGUGGGUUGUCUAGUGUGUGUGUGUGUGUGUGUGUGUGUGUGUGUGUGUGUGUGUGUGUGUGUGUGUGUGUGUGUGUGUGAGCAGGGGGGGGUCGAGAGGGAGUGUGUAGGUGUGUGUUGUAACAGAUGAGAGGGAAUCUUUGCCAGAUUAGUCAGGGAAGAGGCAGGCUUGUUAUAGGAGAUAUAGCACAGGCAUGGAGCAUCACAUGCACACACACACACACACGCACGCACACACAAGUGACACCCUUCCUUCCUCACACACACACACAUCACAGUCAAUCAGGCAGCUCUCAGCUGUGUCAUACAUCUUGGAGGAUUACCCUCUAUCCCUCCAGUAUUCCUCUGCAGCCCCUUCAGAGAGGGAGCAGCGGGGCUCUCAAAGCCUCCAUUUGAGCCGAGCGAUGAUGAGCAGGAUUUCCAUUGUUGCCUCUCCAGUGUUGUUGUGUUGUGUCCUCUAAACUCUGUGCUCUGCCAUGUCUUCUCUCUGCCUGAGGCAGGAGAGAACGGUUCGCUGGAGAACAUGGAAGAGGACAUCAGCCUAAAGAAGCGUAAAGGUGAUCACCAUGGGGAGAGAGUGCUGCAGGCCGCGCAGGAAACCGGCGAGAAGGUGAAAAGGAAGCGAGGGCGCCCACCAGCAGAGAAACUGCCUCCGAAUCCACCUGAGCUCACCAGAACACUGAACACGCUGGUCGAUAUGGUGAUCAACUACAAGGACGGGUUGGGUCGGCAGAUCAGUAAAGGCUUUGUGCAGCUUCCCUCCCGGAAGGAGGCACCUGAGUACUACGAGCUGAUCCGGAAGCCUGUGGACUUCAGAAGGAUCAGGGAACGUGUGCGCAAUCACAAGUACAGAAGUGUGGGGGAUCUGGAGAAGGAUCUUUUCCUCCUGUGUCACAAUGCUCAGACUUAUAACCUGGAAGGAUCUCAGAUCUAUGAGGAUUCAAUUGUUAUUAAGUCCGUUUUCGAGAGCGCGAGACAGAGAAUUGUCACAGACGAGGAGCAGAAAGAGACGGUUAGCACCAGUCACAGUGAUAAUGGCGGCAGAGCUGAAGACCAGUUUGUUCCAUCAGCAGGGAAACCACUACCAGUCCAGCUAAAGAAGGGCACUAAGGAGGAGAGAAGCAGAAAUACAAUGGCCAAAAGGCUCCACAGUGAUUUAGACAGUGAUGAGGAUCUAGAGGAUAACACCACAAAGGAUGAAGGGUGAACUGAAAGGCCUCAAAAGGUCCAUGUUUUGUAUUCUUCUUCAUGUCUGUUCACUGCCACAUCCCUUUUCAUUGGUUUCCUCAUUUUCUAAGCAAAAUAAAGGUCUUUGAAAAUAAAACCGAAGGGGCCACUCGAAGAGAGCCACUUGUGGAAUAAUGCUUUUUUCAUUAAGAUGACUCAUGCCACUCAACCAAGUCUUGCUGCACUUAGUGCUGUUCCUUUAAUUUAGCUAGUAUUUUACAGUAAUUAUGAUUUCCAUUUUAUCUGCCUUAGUCCCUGUGAUUGCUUCUGCAGAUAUUAUGUAAAACACCAGUUUCACUGACUGUUUUUAAUCGGUAUAUUUGAUUGUAUGAAAAGCCUUCAUAUGUCUUGGAGCAUGAUUUGUAUCUCUCCUGAAACCGAGAUCCUCCAGAGCAGCCCCCGCUGAAGAACCGCAGCACGGGAAGGUCUUUUUAACGACAAUGAGAACAAACGAACACUGCGAGUGUGUUUAAAAAUCUCUGAAUGUGAUUAGAGAUGACACAUCUUUGAUUAAAUAAUUAUAAUAAACACACAGUGGACGUAUGAGGACAAAGAGACUUGAUAGUACGCCUUUUGUCUGCUUCUGAUGCUCGGUGGAGUCAGUUUGGGUCUAAUCAAGGGUACUCAAGUUGAACAUUUGUAUCCCUUGUGCUACAGUAUAUUCACAUAUUGUACAGUCUGUGAAGAGAAAUUCAAAACUCUAUUGCUUUUCAUUUACUCUCCUAGUUGGGGAGGACAGAAGACGUCGUUGUUAAGACAAUCCCUGCAAACAUGUAUCACUUCAACACUUGGGAAAUAAAUUUUACCAAAAAGUC